AUGGGAUAUGAUCUCUGGGCCAAGGGCUGCACCCAGGCACGAGGCACGAGACUGAAGCACAGCCAGUGGUUCCAGCAGCCAUCCCAAAUCCUUUCUCCUGGUGCUGCUGUGUCAGUGCUGUUCCUACGGGAGCACUUUGUGUUUGUCCUUGGGUUCCCGUGCCACGUGUUUGACCUGAGCAGCCUGGGGCUGCUGGCAGCCCUCAGCGUGGAGCGCUGCGUCUCCGUCCUGUGCCCCAUCUGGCACCGCUGCCACCGUCCCCGGCACCUCUCGGCCGCCGUCAGCGGGGCCCUCUGGGCCCUGGCAGGGGCUUUUGUUUCCUCCCUCUACCUCACCUCCACCUACACUGAAGACUCUGGGACCGUCAUUGCAGGUGUAGCCCUGGCCAUUUCCGUGGUUUUUUCCCUCAUGAUGUUGGUUUCCAACCUGUUCCUGUUCCUCAAGCUGCGCUGUGGCUCCCGGAGGCGGCAGCCAGGGAAGCUCUUUGUGGCCAUCGUGCUCAACGUCCUGCUGUUCUUUGCCUUUGGCAUCCCUUUCUGCAUGGAGGUUUUCAUCAAUCUCCCAGAUUCCGGUGAUUUAUUCCCAGAAGACCCCUCUUUGUUCCUGGCACUGCUGAACUGCUCCCUCAACCCGGUGAUUUACGUGCUGGUGGGGAGCUGCCGGCGGCGCCGCUUCCAGCGCUCGGUCAGAGUGGCUCUGCGGAGGGUGUUUGAGGAGAAAGGCGGGAGUGACGAGGGGAGCCACGGGCCUGGGGACACUGUGGUGGAGGUGACAGCUCUGUGA
Zonotrichia leucophrys gambelii is the source of this 783-nucleotide messenger RNA. Its product is annotated as mas-related G-protein coupled receptor member H-like. Gene Ontology annotation, molecular function: G protein-coupled receptor activity. Lineage: Eukaryota; Metazoa; Chordata; Aves; Passeriformes; Passerellidae. Gene Ontology annotation, biological process: G protein-coupled receptor signaling pathway. The transcript has 2 exons. The coding region runs from base 1 to 783 and encodes 260 amino acids. The record is from RefSeq and is a predicted model, not a curated record. Gene Ontology annotation, cellular component: membrane.